This is a messenger RNA of Cololabis saira (Pacific saury), 408 nucleotides long. RefSeq lists its product as uncharacterized. The record is from RefSeq and is a predicted model, not a curated record. The transcript has a single exon. Lineage: Eukaryota; Metazoa; Chordata; Actinopteri; Beloniformes; Belonidae. The coding region runs from base 1 to 408 and encodes 135 amino acids.
AUGUUGAUCUCUGACCGAGCCCUAGAGGAUGACCAGCAGCAGGAAAAACAGUCCAAAUGUGGAGAAAAAAUCGGCGGCAUCGGGGGAACGGGGGCGGCCUCGGGGAACGAGGGCGGCCUCGGGGAACGGGGGCAGGGUCGGCCUCGGGGGAACGGGGGCGGCCUCGGGGAACGGGGGCAGGGUCGGCCUCGGGGGAACGGGGGCGGCCUCGGGGAACGGGGGCAGCCUCGGGGGAACGGGGGCGGCCUCGGGGGAACGGGGGCGGCCUCGGGGAACGGGGGCGGCCUCGGGGAACGGGGGCGGCCUCGGGGGAACGGGGGCGGCCUCGGGGAACGGGGGCGGCCUUGGGGAACGGGGGCGGCCUUGGGGAACGGGGGCGGCCUCGCACGGCCAUGUAAACACCAAUAA